Messenger RNA from Gloeophyllum trabeum ATCC 11539, 1124 nucleotides. RefSeq names its product carboxylesterase. Gene Ontology annotation, molecular function: S-formylglutathione hydrolase activity. Gene Ontology annotation, biological process: formaldehyde catabolic process. Gene Ontology annotation, cellular component: cytosol. Lineage: Eukaryota; Fungi; Basidiomycota; Agaricomycetes; Gloeophyllales; Gloeophyllaceae. Bases 124 to 1005 code for a protein of 293 amino acids. The transcript has 8 exons. The record is from RefSeq and is a predicted model, not a curated record.
GAGUUCAAUCGACGGAAUAUGCGGGAGGCUAAUGAUAAUCCUGGGCUCAAGUGACUGCCAAAUGACGAACUCUUUCCCUCGCGCUCUUUGCUGUCGACCACGACCUUCUACCGCUUGCUCAGGAUGGCCCUCGAAACACUGUCCGCCAACAAGUCCUUCGGCGGCGUCUUGACCAAAUAUAAGUUCAAAUCCGCGGCUCUAGGGGGACUUGACACGCAGUUCAACCUAUUCCUUCCGGCCAAUGCUUCCCAGGGAAAGGUCCCUGUUCUGUUCUACCUGGCUGGUCUGACAUGCACCGAAGAUAACGGGGCCCAGAAAGGUGGUUUCCUUAGAGAUGCCGCCGACGAGGGUAUCGCCAUUAUCUUUCCUGAUACAUCUCCCCGCGGCGCAGGGAUCGAGGGGGAGGACAAAGAUUGGGACUUCGGAGUCGGGGCUGGAUUUUACUUGAAUGCCACCAAUCCCAAAUUCGCGAAACACUAUAACAUGGCUACGCACAUCACCUUGGAAUUGCCGGAAGUUAUUGAAGCUGCCGGCAUUCCCAUCGACUUCUCACGGCAGUCUAUCUUUGGCCACUCGAUGGGUGGUCAUGGCGCCCUAACCUUGUACCUAGCCGCUCUAUCGAAGGGAUCCAAGAGUAGGCCAUUCCGUUCCGCGUCCGCCUUCUCCCCUAUUGCAAAUCCCACCAAAUGCCCGUGGGGCCAAAAGGCGUUCAAUGGCUAUCUGCAGGGUGGCGUCGAUGAAGCUGCGCCGCUAUAUGAUGCCACCGAGAUGAUUACCAAGAUCAAGGACAACGUCCACAUAUUGAUCGAUUAUGGAACUGGUGACAACUUCUAUAAACAGGGCCAGCUCUUACCCGAGAAUUUCCUCAAGGCGGCUAGAGAUGCUGGCCAUGACGAGGUGCAAGUCCGCGUGAGGCCGCAAGACGGAUACGACCACAGUUACUACUUCAUUUCCACUUUUGGGCCUGAUCAUGUCCAUUUCCACGCAAAUUUCCUGAAGGCAUGAUUGAGGCGCGGCAAGAAUAUGAAAGAAGUUCGCAGGGAUGUAAGUCAAAUGCAGGUAGAAGGAGCAUUGUAAACGAUACAAGUUACGAAUCAAAGUGCAUUUUGCUUGAUUCAACUGUC